Molecule: messenger RNA, 2476 nt
Organism: Bradysia coprophila
Lineage: Eukaryota; Metazoa; Arthropoda; Insecta; Diptera; Sciaridae
Product: protein RUFY3
Cellular component (GO): cytoplasm
Molecular function (GO): metal ion binding
Source: RefSeq, a predicted model, not a curated record
GACUAAAACUUCCCCUCUAAAAUAACUUUCAAGCCGAAGAAAAAUCAAUAAUCUCAUCAAAUGUCGCUAUAAACACGCAAUUUGCAAACAUAAAGGAAAUCAUUAGUUCAACUAAAAUCGGGAUCGGGUUUGUUACAGUAAAUUGACUAAAAGUAGCGAAAAUUACAACUACGUAUGAAAAACGACUAGAGAAAAUAGCCAAAAUACCAACUCGAAUCUGGAGUUUUCUUUUAAAACAAAGAGAAAAAUUCGAUCACCUUCAUUCAGGUCAAAAUGCGCUCAUUGUCGAAUAAGCCAAAUACGGUCCAGCUACCGAAAGUCAAUCCUCAUGGUAACGUCGAGGAAGUGGCUGGCGCACAGGAUACCAUUUAUCUGUGCAAUUUCCGUGUGUCGGUUGACGGUGAAUGGUUAUGCCUGAAAGAGCUACAAGAUCUGGAAAUUCAAGAUUCGGCAAACAAUCGUAAUGACGAACUGGGAACGGUCGCUAAUUAUGGUAUUUCCAAUUCGAAUGAUAAUUACGAACAGAAGAACGAUCGUGAAUGGGUUAAUUAUUCGCGUGAUCCAGCCGCUAUAGAACGAAGUAAUCUAGUGAAUAUAUGCAAAUUGGUCGUUAAAGAAUUACUGGAACAGUCAUUACGAUUUGGUCGAAUGUUAGAUAGUGAUCAUCUUCCAUUGCAGCAUUUUUUUAUUGUGUUAGAACAUGUCUUGCGGCACGGUCUUAAACCGAAAAAGGGUCUUCUUGGCCCGAAAAAAGAACUCUGGGAUAUUUUACAAAGUGUGGAGAAAUAUUGCUACGAAGCACAGGAUAUCACAGCUAGUGUUCGAGAUCUGCCUACCGUGCGAACACAUAUGGGUCGGGCUAGGGCUUGGUUGCGAAUAGCAUUAAUGCAGAAAAAAUUAGCUGAUUAUUUGCAGGCGUUAAUGGAACACAAAGAUGAGGCAUUAGCUGAAUAUUAUGAACCACACGCUUUGAUGAUGAGCGAUGAAGUUAUGGUCAUUUUUGGAAUUUUAGUUGGAUUGAAUGUGAUUGACUGUAAUUUAUGUGUAAAAGAAGAGGACUUGGACUCACAACAGGGUGUUAUUGACUUUUCACUAUACUUACGUUCGAGCUCUCGGUCAAGUCCAGAGGAUGAUGCCGCACACAAUGCAAUUGAGGGAGCUGCAGGCAAUAUGUCGGCCGUUCUCGAUCAGAAGAACUACAUAGAAGAGUUAAAUCGUCAUUUAAACGCAACAGUUGGGAACUUGCAAGCCAAAGUGGAAACGUUAACGACAACAAAUGCGUUAAUGAAAGAAGACUUGGCUAUAGCACGGAAUAGUUUGAUGGCAUUGCAAUCGGAAAAUUUAGCUCUUCGUCAAAAUAGGUCGAAUACGGUUUCGACGGCCGAUAGUACAAACAUUCUCGACAAAUUUGAUCCCGAAAUGGCAGAAGCGUUAGCAGACGAAAAGAAGAAGAAGCAUGAAGUUGAGCGGGAAUUAGAGUUGCAGAUGUCACUGAAAGCUGAAACGGAAAUGGCAAUGAAGCUACUGGAAAAAGAUAUUCACGAGAAACAAGAUACGAUAGUUUCGCUACGUAGACAGUUGGAUGAUAUUAAACAAAUCAAUUUAGAAAUGUAUCGAAAGUUGCAGGAGUGCGAAGCGUCCCUAAAGCAUAAAAGUGAAUUGUUGUCGAAGCUUGAGUCACAAAAGGAGACCAUGCAGAAUGCUAUAACUCAACUACAAAACAAAUAUAUGUCCGAAAUGGCCGGUCUAAUAGUUCUCCAAGACAAAUCCGAAGCAUUAGCGUUGAAAAAUAUUGCUUGCGAAGAGCGUGCGUCACAAGCUGAAGCUGAGCUGCGAAUAGAGCGCGGCUAUCGCAUGGAAGUACAGCAAAGCGAGUCCGACAAAAUCGAACAAAUCAAUAACUUACAGUGCAACAUAAAACAAUUGCACGAUGAUGCACGGAAACAUGAGCGAGUCCGGCAGGAACUGGACAAAUUGAAGAAACAAUGGUCUGAGGCACAAACAACAUUGGAGGAACUUGGCAUACAGUUGAGUGUCAGUAAAUUGCAGGUGUCCGAAUUGCAGGAGAAGGUGAAUUUGAAAGAAAGCAACAAAAAUUCGAAUGCUGAUGGCAUUGGUACCUGGACACCGGACAGCAUGUCGUCGAAAUGUCGCGGCUGUAAUAGGGAGUUUAGUUUAACUAAACGGAAGCACCACUGUCGAAACUGUGGCGAGAUAUUUUGCAACAGUUGCUCGGAACAAUUAGCACCACUACCGAACGAUCAGGGACAAUUUGGAAAACCAGUACGCGUUUGUGACGGAUGCUGGGAAAUCAUUAAUGCACCGAGAAACUAGUUUUUGAUGAUGUUCAUUUAACAACAAAUUUUAUUUUGAAAAUAACGAAAAUGCCUUAACUGUUAGAAUGAUGUUGCGUUGAAGAAUAUUACGUAAUAAUCAGCUCCUGCUAAACUAUAUAUUUUGAUUGUAAAAAAGAUGA